CACGCAUUGUACAUACUCAAAGGAUACGCAACAGAAGACUGCAAUUUGAAGCACUCCAGUACCUAGUACAGCUCCUUCCUCCAGCAAAUAGGGACACUCUCUACGCCCUUCUGUGUUUCUUAGCUAACGUAGCUAAGAAUUCGGACGACACGAAAGACGAAGAAGGUAACCCAGUAACCGGCAACAAAAUGGACUCCAACAACCUGGCAACGGUGUUCGCGCCGAACAUUCUCCAUUGCAUCAAACCGGGCGCCAAAGAGGGAUCUUCAGACCGCCCUGAAGACAGAAUCGACAUCAUUAACAUCGUCAGGACGUUGAUCGACCAUUACAAAGCCAUCUUCAACGUUUCUGCUGAGUUGCUGGACGAGGUGUACGUACAUAUGAUGGAUUCGCAUCCGGAGGUUCUCGAUCAGCUGUUGACCAGAAGGACGCGGCGGCAGCCGCUGACGAAUCUUUGGAUGAGCUAGAGAGUGAAACAAGCUCAGCACCUUGGAGUCCAGUAUCGCUGACAUUUGACACCCAAUUAGGGAAUGCAACUUGGAAGACAACAAGCUGACUGAGCAGAAGAAAACUUAUUCCAGGGAAGAGUUCCUUCACGAAGCUACUGCGACUGGUCCUAGGAUGAGGAUGAGGCAUAGAGACAGGAUAAAGGAACGAAGCGCCAGGAGGAAGGAAAAACAAGAAGACAGCCCCCUGACAUCUUCUGCCAUGACAAUCAUAUCCUUGUUCCGAGGCCAGAAAGAUGAUCACCAUAGCAAAAACAGGUCUUCGUCUCUGGAAAGCAGUUGCUCCGCACAUACGGACUCUGACAUCACCCAAAUCCGACCCUGUGAUGUGAAAGAGAGACGGGGAUCUUACACAGCAGACAACAUUGUCAAAGCCAGUCUCACCAUACCAGUCAUCCACAGGUUGCUUCUUACACAGUCGACAACGAAGACAUUCCUUACAUCGAGGACGAUACUGUGA
Molecule: messenger RNA, 966 nt
Organism: Acanthoscelides obtectus
Lineage: Eukaryota; Metazoa; Arthropoda; Insecta; Coleoptera; Chrysomelidae
Source: the annotation of a GenBank genome assembly